This is a messenger RNA of Linum trigynum, 4348 nucleotides long. Lineage: Eukaryota; Viridiplantae; Streptophyta; Magnoliopsida; Malpighiales; Linaceae. The record is from the annotation of a GenBank genome assembly.
CUUUGUUUGCUGUUUUCUUAUCUCUCUCUCUCUCUCUAUGGAGUAGAACCCUCUCUCACUUGGGUAUGAAGAACCCUAGUUCUAUGUGUUAGGAAUCACUAUUGUAACGACUUUUGGAUUGUGAUAUUGUUUGAUUAUAAUCGAUUGAAGUGUUUUGAUUGAGUCAAUUGAAGUCUGAUCACCUUUUAUUGAUUUCUGCUGCAACCUGAGAUAGAUAUAAUCUGAUUAGGUUGUUAGAGCUUCUUCAAUCGGUAGUAGUGAAUCGAUUAUACGAGAGUUAAUCGAUUCAGUGCUUUGUACUGGAAUCUAAUUCCAGUAGUGGGGUUCUGUGUUCAUUGCCUCAGCGUUCUAUCCCGGUGAAGGCUAGUCGUCUGCCGGGUAGUUUGACUGAGUGCUUAAGAGAUUCCAAGCUACUGUCGGAUCUUCCGCAGUAUAAUCAGCAGUAAAGAAACCAAAAGUAAUUACAACUGUGACCUAACUAAGGAGCUAGGGGGGCUCAUUCCCGAGUGACCCUUCCUUUGCUUUAGAAAACCGAACCAAUUCCUGCUUUCUUACUGCUUUUAGUUAAAAAUCACAAUCAAUCGACUUAGUUGGCUAGAUAAUAGAUAUUCACGGAGUAGGCAGUAGAUCUAGACCCCGGGUUGAUAAAUAGAGCUUGCCACUUUACUGCAUUUCUGGAUUGCGAUUACACUUGGCCGCAGUUUGGUGUUGUGUUUCAGCGUGUCAGUGACCUUAUGUGAAGUCACCUUGAAUUGCACCCCAAGUCGAAAACCGAGAGGGUCGAGGCCCAAUGCGGACAAUAUCUUGCUCGGGAAAAGGUUCGGGAUGUUACAAGUGGUACCAGAGCCUCUCCAAGUCCCUCUUGAACGAUGGUGGAGCAAACCUCAACAAAGGCGUUGAGUCCCAAGGGAGUGUGUAUGUAACACCUUAGGCAAAUCGCACAUCGACAAAAUACGGGAGAGAUCCAUGAUUCAUAAGUAAGAAACCGACAUUAACUAAUAAGACGAGUUUUAGGGUAAAAUGGAUGAAUUUUUAUGAGAACUCCAAAAUUAAACGUGUUUGAUCUAGAGUACAACAAGAAUGGAUGAAAUGAAAUGUCUCUCUUUCUUUUAAAAAAAAAAAAAACGCCUCCUCCUUUUUCCGGAGUCGGCCAAUUCUUAAUCAACCGUCUCUCUUUCUUUUCCCCUCUAUCCGUCUCUGUCGCCGAAAGCCUCCGUGUCAAACUCGCGUUUUUCCUUAAAACAGCACUAUAACAGCGACGAAAGCACGACAAAGCUUUCGAAUCUCUCUCUCUCUCUAAGCUCCCCUUCUGCUGCAUUCCCUUUCAAUUUCCCCCAAUUCUGUGAUUAAACCCAAAUAUCUGCUAGAAGCCUCCGUCGUUUGAUCCUCCCCCUGAUCCUGAUCUACCGCCAAUCUCUGAUUUCCCCCUUCCCUGAUCGGAGUUGCGGAAGUGGGUUUUGUUGGGUUUCCUUACUAUUUAUCUGGGUUCUUUCUUUAAUUGGUUGAAAUUUCCGGGAGGAGUUGGAAAAAAGGAAGAAAAUAUAAAGAGAAGUUUCUGGGUUACGUGUGUUUGUUGAGGGGAGAGCAAGCGAUGUUGACCUUGUGGAACUAGAAUGGAACUAGUGGUUACGCACCAACAGCAUCGAAGGCAACCGGAAGAGCAAGGUAAUAAUAACCUAUAGCACUAGCACCAGUAGAAGAAGAGGAAGUAAAAUCACGAUGACGCUUUACAUUGGCCGGGAAGCUUCAAAGCUAUGGAAGAGAAUUUGUGCAGAGACAAGUACAGAGAUCAAUCUUCUAGCGGAGAACUGGAGAUAUAUUCUUGCAGGCUUGAUUUGUCAGUACAUUCAUGGUUUGGCUGCGAAGGGGGUUCAUUAUUUCCACCGACCAGGACCGAUAUUGCAAGAUGUUGGAUUUUACCUACUUCCGGAGCUUGGCCAAGAUAAAGGGCACAUUAGUGAGAUGCUGUUCACCUGUGUCUUUCUAUCAUUUAUUUUGUGGACAUUCCAUCCUUUCAUCUUCAAGGUCAAGAAGAUAUACACAGUCCUAUUGUGGUGCAGGGUUCUAGCAUUUCUAUCUGCCUCUCAAUUUCUUCGGGUCAUCACGUUCUACUCCACGCAACUUCCUGGUCCAAAUUAUCAUUGUCGUGAGGGCUCAAAACUUGCCAGAUUACCACGUCCUCAGAGUGUACUUGAAGUUCUCCUGAUUAACUUUCCUAAGGGCGUCAUGUUUGGUUGUGGUGAUUUGAUCUUCUCAUCGCACAUGAUCUUCACAUUGGUAUUUGUCCUUAGCUAUCAGAAGUAUGGAUCCCAUAGAUGGAUAAAGAACUUAGGUUGGCUUGUUGCCGUGGUUCAGAGCCUUCUGAUCAUUGCAUCCCGGAAGCACUACACAGUUGAUGUUGUGGUUGCAUGGUACACUGUUAAUUUGGUGGUAUUCUUUGUGGACAAGAAAUUACCUGAACUCCCUGAUCGGACCGGUGGAGCUGCAACUUUGUUGCUACCUUUGACUACCAAAGACAAGGAUGAAAAGACCAAAGAAGAGAAUCACAAGCUAUUGAAUGGAAACUCAGUUGACGAUUGGCGGCUGAGAAGCCAAGUGAAUGGCAAGAUCAUGGAAGAUACGAAUGGCAUCCCUCCUAAUACGAAUGCCAUGAACGGUGCAUAGACAUAUGAGUGCAAUGAACGAAGCUCUUCUGCCACUCGAGAAAACUGCUCUGCCGCGGAAUGGACUACUAUGGCUUGGCUCACUUUACUCUAGAGAAAGAAGAAUAUGAGUAGGCUCAUGUAACUUAAUGCUUUAGCAGUCGGUCCUUCCUCUCUUGUUGUGUGGUACUGAAAAAAUCCAGCAACACUUAAUUAGUAGCAAUAUCAUCAAUGGUUUCCUUUGUGUAAUGAAAAAUUUUCGGGAAGCUCCUGUUGUUUCUUCUUUAACUGUGAUUCUUUUCUUUUAUUUAUUAAUUAUUAUAUCAUUAUUGAACAGUGAAAGAUACUUCUCUUUGGCGAAUUGAAGGCUGUAGUUAUGAUGGAAGUAAAAAGCCAACAACAAGGAGUUGAGAUUUUGUUUAUGUUAAGAAGAUGUUAACAGUUGUGUACUUGUGUUUGGUUCGGUUGGAAUUCCAGCGAGUUACAGGCCGUUGGGAAAAAAAUGAUUGAGAUGACAUGUGCUGUCCCGUGAUUUCCUUUUCCCCUGAUUGCUCCAUGAUUGUCCAGCUCUUUGCCAUCUGGAUUUCACUAUUUUGGUUAUCACACAAUUUUGCCCAUUAACCCUUUUAAAUAUCCCUACUACUACUACUACCCUGCACUUUCCCUAUGUAUUUUACUCUCUCGGGUUUAUGUACGUCUAUUUCAAUCGUUUAUAUAUUAUCUAACAAACGAUUUAAGGUGAAAGGUAAAGAAAUUAUAAUUGAACAAGCAAACAUGGUAAGUUGUGGUGAAUUUGAUUUGAGAAACCUUCACCCAGAUAUUGUUCUCCCUAAUCUCGUGUUAAGAUGUAAUCAAUGAAACUCUAGUGUGAAAAGUGUUAUUAUAUACCGUGAGGAGCAUGCAACUAGUUAGGAAACCCCAACUCUUUUAAUCGAUCAACUAAGGAUUGCACGAUAAGCUAGGAAACCUAGCUCUCUUAAUCGAUCGACUAAGGAUCCUCGGAAGUUAAUCCGGAACAGAGAAAAGCAACCAAUCAAGAUGAAACCAUGGCACUAAUCCGACGUGUGAGGUUUGUCCUUAAUUGCCCUAGAAGGGGUUGCCCAAAUUGCCAAGGUGUGGGCUAUGAGGAGAUUUCCUCCUUCUAGGUCAAAAUGCCCAACAUUUGAGAUAUGAUAAAUAACAGAAAAAAUUCAUGAAAAAUACCUCACACAUUAUAUUAAUCACAAACCCAACACAUAAAGAGUUCAAAUCUUACAAUCUAACGCACCCUAGACUAGCGUUUCCAAUACCCAAGUGAAAUGGGAGACUACUUCAUAGCUAGGAAGAGAGAUACAACAAAGAUGGAACAAAAAAAAGCCAUGGUGAGAUGAUCCUCCUUCCUUCUAGUUGCUUGAUUCACCCUUUAGAGAGAAAAAAAUCUUCAACCCUCUAGCCUUGGGUAAGUCAAAUCCUUUUGUCUUCCUCCUAUUAGCUCGUCACUUUCUCUCUCUAUUUGAAAAAGAAGACCAAAGUCUCUCUCUAGAACUCUUUUUUAGGUUUCAGCUCCCUCUCCUUUAUACACUCCAGUCGGGGUCGUUUCACGAUCAAAUAUCACGCCCAUGAUGUUGAACGCUUGACCGUGAUCUCGGUGCAAAACGCAGUCGUUUUAGUAUAAAUGACAUCACGGGCUGCUAGGAAAUAUCACCUAAUGAAUUGCCCAACGAGCC